GUAUCGGAUACACAAUGGUAGCGCGCGCUGCGAUGAGAUGAUGCGGUGAUUAACGCAGAUUACGAAUACGAAGGUCGAAGGACUUUAUUGUGAUCUCGUGACUUAUCAUCCGGUCGAACUUUGCUCGGGAUUAGACAACAAAAGCAUAAAUGAUACCACCGCCAGCGAAGAAGCAACGGCCAACAGAAGAAACAGAUGACAUUCAGAAUCAGCCUUCGGCAAGUGGCAAUUUGGUGGAAAUGGCUGCUACUUCGGAAUGGUCAGGCGAUAAGCGCCCGUUGCUUCCGGAGGACGAAGGGGACGAAGAUAAUGGCGAUUCGGAGGUGAUAGAUUUUGCACAGCGGUCCAAUUUAGGUCCACCAAACCAAGUGAAUGGACGUGAUGUUGUUAGAACUGAUACUGCAUGCAAAGAUACUGAUCCUGUGACUACUUAUCCUCAAGAUAAAAAACCACCCUGCUCAGCAUAUUUGACUGUUGUUGUCCUUUUCUGUGUAAAUCUUCUCAAUUAUUCGGAUCGUUACACAAUUGCAGCUAACCUCAAUGACAUACAGGAAUAUUUCAACAUUACAAAUGACAAUAGUAAAGCAGGUCUCCUCCAGACGAUCUUCAUUGUAGGUUACAUGUUGACAUCACCAAUCUUUGGUUAUCUUGGUGAUCGUUACUCCAGGAAACUUCUCGUAGCCUUUGGUAUUACCACCUGGUCUGGGCUAACACUUGCUGGUUCAUUUAUCCCUGCAGAUUAUUUCUGGGCCUUUCUACUCCUCAGAGGUCUAGUAGGAAUAGGAGAAGCAAGUUAUGUAACAAUAGCUGCUACUCUAAUAGGAGAUCUCUUUGUUGGUAAUAGAAGAACAAGGAUGCUUAUGGUCUUCUACUUUGCUAUUCCAGUUGGAAGUGGUUUAGGCUAUAUAGGUGGCAAGCUUGUUGCAGAGCUAACUGGUGAUUGGAAAUGGGCUUUAAGAUUCACACCUCCAUUAGGUAUUGUGUGUGUAAUACUGAUUCUAUUCUUAGUGAAAGAGCCUAAGAGAGGACAGGCUGAGACAGGUGAACAUUCUAUGGCAAACACAAGCUAUAUCACUGAUAUCAUGGCUCUCGUUAGAAACAAAAGCUAUAUUUUUUCCACCUUUGGACUGACAAGUGUUUGUUGGGUAACUGGAGCUCUUGCAUUGUGGGCCGUGACUGCCGUGGAAGAUGCAUACAAAAUACAAGGCAUCGACCCCAAUAGUGUUAGCAUCCUAUUUGGUGUGGUAACAGUAGUAGCAGGUUUCUUAGGUGUUGGUAUGGGGACCACCAUUGCCCAGUUACUACGUAGAAAGACAGAUAGAGCAGAUCCAUUGGUCUGUGCUGCAGGAAUGUUACUCAGUGCUCCUUUUCUCUUCAUAGCGCUUCAGUUUUCUGAUCGUACUGUUGGCAUUACAUGGACCUUCGUAUUCAUAGCUGAAACACUGAUUUGUUUGAAUUGGGCGUUGGUUCCUGAUAUACUAUUGGCUGUAUUGAUACCUACAAGGAGAUCAACAGGGAAUGCUAUUCAGAUGUUAAUAUCACAUUUAUUAGGUGAUGCCCUCAGUCCUUAUCUUGUUGGAGCGGUGUCUGAUGCAAUCCGAGACAGUGAUAAAGAUUCGGACGUUACCCAAGCUCAGUAUACUAGUCUGAUCUAUUCUCUGUAUAUGACAUGUUAUGUAACUGUUCUUGGAGGAGGGUUCUUCUUAUGCAGUGCUUUAUACUUUGCUGCUGACAAGAAGAGAGUGGAGACUAUUGUUGCAAGAGAAAUUUAUUUAAAUGUAGGAAUACAAAUGACAAAUGUGGGAAUCUGAGAUGAAAGAUUAAGAGGAGAUACAGGCCAAGUACAGAUCGAUGUUACUAUUACAUCAUAGGGGGAUGUCCAUAUUACAUCAUAUGGGGAAGUCCCAACUCUGAGAAUGAUGAUGCCUACUAUUCAACAGGAUUGGAAUUCAUUUUCACCAACAGUCAACACUAGGCAUGUCUUCAAAGUGAAGCCUCUUUCAUCCAAGUGAUAUACAUGAUGUAGACAGCAUAUUUAAUGAGCUGGGUGCAGAUCAAAAAAUCUCUUAUCCAAUUACAAGUAGUUGGGAUAUCUGGAAGUGGGUAGAAAUGUCUAUUAAUGUCAAGAGUUUGAAUUUGUUUAUUACUUUUGUUACGUAGGUAAAAUUAGGAAUUUAAAACAUGAAACAAAAGAAAUAAUUUCAUCUGAAAAAGUGGUAUUUUAGUGUAUUUUUUGGAAGGGGUCUAUGUAAGGUAGAGGCAUGUUAGUUAAGGCUCUGAGAGGGUGACAAAUCUUUACUACAUUUUGUGUUCAAAGUUGAUUUGAUAUGAAUCAUUAAAAAAUGUUACAAGGACAUUGAAACAAUUGUGAGGCAACAAAAGAAAACUGCCAAAUUCUUAUGUUAGGCAGAUUGAUGUCUUUAGUUGCACAGACAUAAUCAUGACAUCACUCUUCUUGACACAUACAAGGAAUAAUUUUCCAGAUAUGACAUUACUGUUUUCUAUGCAUUUUAUGUGUUUUGUCUCGCAGGAUUUUCCACAUACAGAACUUUGUUGAUCCCUCUUCCCCAAUUGCUAAAAUUGCCAAUUAAAUUUGGAAAGAGAAUUAUUCCCUCAUAAUGUCAUUGAGGAAAUCAUUAUGACAUCAUACAUCAUCAGUUGUGAUAUCACAAUGAAAUCAAUAUGAUGACAUUAGUUGUACAUCAAGUUUCUUGAAUGGUAUGUAUAGAGUGCAUUGAUAUGAAUAAGUGGCCUUUGUUUCACCAUGUUUGAAUACUACAAAACAUUUUGGAGAGCUUUGUCUGACCAUGCUUGAACAAGGAUGUAUACAUUUCAUGAUGGAUUUUAUCCGUUUAAUCUCUUUAAAAUCCUGAUGCUGAAUUUUAUCAAGACAAGUGAUCUAGGCCUGGUAACAUGAAGCUCAGCAAUUGACUAUGAGGAUGAUUUUUAUGAUUGAUUGCAUGUGUAUGAUCAACUGUAAAAAGAAAUAAGUCCCAUGGUCAGUUGCUAAGCUUGCUUUGUUACAGUAUAAAAUGUGUAUAGUAACCUGAAAUGAGUACCGUAAAUAGGAAAAUGUAUAUAUUCAAUUUCUCUUUAUUAUACAUGGUUUGUCAUGGAUCAAUGGUUCAUUUGUUUUAGCUAUUGUUCUGCCAAGAUUGCUUUGUAUAGUGACAUUACAUGCCAGUUCCAUGUCAAUUGAAAUAGUUUACUACUUAUCCAAGAACAAUAUUUCAUAAUUGUAUGUGGAUGAUCAAACACCUACAUGUUGUAAGAUGCUAUUUUGAUUCAAUGUACAUGUACAUGUACCAUAAUCCUUUCUAUACUGCAUCAUCACUAGAAUGAAGCUCAUGCAAUUAAAACAAAUCCUGCUCAUAUUCUUUAGAAUGACUGGAAAUAAAAUGUAAUUGCUUGUUUAUACCAGAUUUAUUUUUCUUUGAAUAGAUAAUAGUGACCAACAAAACAUUGAUUGAAUGCAACAAUGGUUGAAUUAAACGUCUUUAAAACUGUGUUUUAGGGUUAAAUAGUUUUGAUGGAUGCAGUCAUAAAGUGAUUGAGAAGUGUAUAUUGCUUGCCAUUUUCUAUUUUUGAAGUCAUGCAUUUCUACUACCGCUUCUAAAAGACCUCCCUACAGUAUGUGAAAAGCAUGAAGGGUGUGAGUUUGUAUAAUGUAUAUCAUGUCAUAACACAGGUGGAUCCUAGAUUGUGAUUGUUUUUGUUAUUAUUAUCAAUAUUAUUUAUGACAUAGCUGAUUUUAGGCUGAGUGAGAUAUUGUUUCUGUAGAGGCUAUUAUGGGUUGUAUUGUAUGGUACAAUUUAUUUUAAAUUCUUUUUUUAUGGGAAUUCCUUAGAAAAAAACAAUUGUCAGCAAGAAUGAAGAUGAUUUCAUGUCAGAUUGUAAAUCACAAUCACUGAUAAUUGUUAUAGGAUAACAUUCUUUCAGAAAUAUAAUGACUAUUGAAUGAAUGAAUAUAUGUAUUCUGGAUGUAUAUACAAAAAUAUAUGCAAUGAGGCUAUAAUGUAGUGUAUAUUUUAGGACUAAAAGGCUAAUUGUUAAAACAUUGAUACACAGAAAAGGUGCAAUCUGCUGAUUAUGCUGGUCAGUCUAAACAGUUUUCUAUUAUAUGAAUCAUAUUGUAAUUCAGUAUCUCUUGUAUCACACUCGCCACUUGAUACUUUGUAGUUAUAAAUCAUUUUGCUGUUCUCUGUGAUCCUUUACCUGUCUCUAUGAAUCCCUCUGCCUGUUUCUGGCUGUAUUUCUUUUCCCUUGAUUUCUUCAUCUUGUUAAUUCCACAUACUAAGACUGUUGCUGUCUGACUUGAUAAUUGGGGGGGGGGGGGAGCUCCCAAAUCUAAAAUUAAUAAUUUCUAAUGUAGUAAAUAAUUACCUUUUGACUUUGAUACAAACUGUCACUUCCUCUGUAAUAUGAAUAUAUAUGCAAUCUUUUUGGAGUUUCACUAUGGGAAAAUGAUAUUACAUCCAGAUCGAAAAUGAUAGUGUAUCUUUUUUGCAAAUCACUUUCAGCAAUGGUCAUUACUUGCUUACUCUCUUGCUGAUUAUUCCCCUGAUUCUCCCUUUCUCUCUUACCUCUACCUCUCUCUCCCUUAAUUUGCACUUUUCCUUUUCCCUCCAUUUCUUUCUCUCUCCCUCCCCGGCUUUCAUUCUGAGGGCUCUCUCAUCUCUUCCUCUCAUUCUUUCCCUCUCCAUCUCUCUAAAAGCUUCCCUUCACUGAGUGCAAAUAUUACUUGCCCAAAACUUGCUGUGUUACUAAUAAAAAAAAUACUUGGCAAGACAGUAGGUAUAAUAUUAUCUGAGAAGUCUGAUUUUAUUUCUUAGAGAAGUAAAGUAUCAUAUAUCACACUGUACAUGUCCUGUAUACAAAGUAUACACUAUAUUUCUGAUAAUCCCUAUUUUCAUGGCAAAUAUUUUGUGACCAAUUACAUAAUUAAUUUGCUUUGUUUCUAUUCUUGUCGUGCAUUGUACAUAUGAAUGAAAACUUUCUAUUGUUUUCAAGGAAUAAAUAUUGCUCAUUUUGUAAAAGAAAUUAAGACAAUUAAAAUAAUUUUUGAAACAAA
This is a messenger RNA of Lytechinus pictus (painted urchin), 5071 nucleotides long. RefSeq names its product protein spinster homolog 1-like. Bases 150 to 1811 code for a protein of 553 amino acids. Gene Ontology annotation, molecular function: transmembrane transporter activity. NCBI's taxonomy places the organism in Eukaryota, Metazoa, Echinodermata, Echinoidea, Temnopleuroida, Toxopneustidae. Gene Ontology annotation, biological process: transmembrane transport. Gene Ontology annotation, cellular component: membrane. The record is from RefSeq and is a predicted model, not a curated record. The transcript is spliced from 12 exons.